AUGGCAUCACCACCAACAAGAAUAUACAAUGUUCAGAUGGAUCAGUAUGCCUAUUCUUCAACUGGCGAACUAGGUUCAAAGUUUUUGGCACCAUGUGUAGCAAUAGUAGUAGUGUUUACGGAUAAUACUGUGAUGAUCGAGCACAGAUCAGAUCCAUUUUUAUAUAACAAACGUGACAAGACCAAGAGAAUUUACGAAAACGACGCAAUGAAUUUAUUUGAAAAUAUCGUAAAAAAUAUUCGUAAAUUUAAGCGAAAUGAUUGUGUUGUUCGACAUGCAUUUAUCGUGGGUGGUUGUGAAGAUGAGGAUGUUGAUGAUGAUAAAAUAAAAACCAAAUUUGAACAACUAUUAAUACAAAUACAUGCUGAUACUUUAGACGACGAAGAAGAUGAUGCAUCUGAUUCACCAGAUACUCAUUUAGUUUAUGAAUUAAUUAAAGCUAUAAAGGUGCUAAAAAUUACUUGGUCGGUUAACGGAAAAUCAGUGUACGGUGAAAAUGAACCAUACAUUUAUUGA
Molecule: messenger RNA, 516 nt
Organism: Rotaria socialis
Lineage: Eukaryota; Metazoa; Rotifera; Eurotatoria; Philodinida; Philodinidae
Source: the annotation of a GenBank genome assembly